Colletotrichum karsti is the source of this 1725-nucleotide messenger RNA. RefSeq names its product C6 zinc finger domain protein. The transcript has 2 exons. NCBI's taxonomy places the organism in Eukaryota, Fungi, Ascomycota, Sordariomycetes, Glomerellales, Glomerellaceae. Gene Ontology annotation, biological process: regulation of DNA-templated transcription. Gene Ontology annotation, molecular function: zinc ion binding; DNA-binding transcription factor activity, RNA polymerase II-specific. The record is from RefSeq and is a predicted model, not a curated record. Bases 1 to 1725 code for a protein of 574 amino acids.
AUGAAGCAUUCCGAACUCAUCGAGAUGCCGUCGCAAAACCUCGCGGAAUCGCCGGAAUCGACGGACAGCGGCUCCGAGAAGGGCGCCGGAACGGCCGCGAAGAUUGCGGGCCGGAGCUCGGGCGUCGUGACGUUCGCGGUCGACGGUCGGCCGAAGGCGAACCGGAGCAAGAACACCAAAUCCCGGUCGGGCUGCGUGACGUGCAAAAAGCGCCGUAUUCGCUGUGAUGAAGCAAAGCCGUCGUGCUUCAACUGCGCCAAGUCCAAGAGAGAGUGCGAGGGCUACGUCCAGAAGCCCAAAGCAUCUGCCGUUCCGAAGCAAGUCCGGGAAAACCGCACCCUGCUCAUCAAGCCCAAUUAUGAAUCCCAUCUCUUCACCGACCAGCUCCAGAAAGACCACUUCGACUACUGGAUGUCCUUCACCAAAGACUUCACCUUGUUUCCCUCGGACUUGAUGUCUCAUCUCAUGCCGCAGAUCGCCCGAGAGGAACCAGCCGUCCGCCACGCGGCUUUCGCCAUCGGCGCAGCGACGAUGGGGACUCACAGUCUCGAACAACGGACAUCGGGCCAGGGCCCCUUCAUGGCGCAAGCCCUCAACCACUACGGAAAGGCGAUCCAGAUCAUCAGGAACAGCGAGCAGUCGAAGAAGAGCUUGCCACGUGCUCUCCUGACAUGCCUAUUAUUCGUGACCUUUGAGUCUCUGCAAGGAAACCACAUUGCUGCGUUGCAGCACAUGGACCACGGAUGCAAGAUUUUAGACCAAGUCACACGGCAGGGCGUGGCCGGCGAAUGCCCUCCGCGGCUGGUGCAAGAAGUCCACGACGCGUUCCGUCGCUUCACCAUGUUCGCGUGGAGUCUUAACGGUUAUCACCCUGAAGAGACUCAGACGUACGUGCCGUGGUGCUGCCGCGGGCGGAGGAGCCGAUACGCCAUCGACGAGCUGCCGGCGUCGUUUGACGAGAUGGUGGAAGCGCAGAAGUGGUGGGAAAUUACGCAGCAUCACAUCAUCUACACGUCCAAGAUGAACUCGGGCUUCGCAUUUGAGGGGCUCCAGCGAGACAACCCCGAGAGAAUGAAGAGGAUGACGUCCGAGGCCUCGAAAAGAUACCUUGAAAUGAUGGAGAGGUGGCGCGAGCGGUUCAAGCCCCUGAUGAAAGGUGCCAUGCGACAAAGAGCGUCCAACCCGAAGAUCUACUUGCAGAUGGUCAGCCUCAGGCUCCAGUUCCUGUCACUCGAGAUAUGCUGCAAGAGUCUCUACUACAGCGAUAUCGACUACAUGGAGAAGGCGACUCCAGCUUGGAAGGCGAUCGUCUCGCUAUCCAGGAUAUGGCUUAAUGGGCAACAGCAAAGCCCAGGCCCCUCGAAGGAGGUCUUCACGAUGGAGAGUAGUCCUUCAUGGGCAUUGAUGCUCGCAGGGGUACUGUGCUUCGACGAAGAGGUUAGGAACGAGGCGCAUGACCUGAUGCAGACCUAUCCCCGACGAGACGGACUUUGGGAUUCAAGGUCGUACGAAACGAUCAUUAGAUCAACGAAUUACUUGCGGGAAGAAGCUGGCGGGGACCAGCGCUUGGUGUGUCAAGAUAUCCUGGCGAACAAGCAGUUGAUAUUUGCGAAUAACGGGAUUGUGAGGAGAGACUACCGGGAGAAUAUGGGACAGUAUGAGGUCGCCACGGAGCGGAACACACCUCUAGAUCAAGCCGGAGAGGUUACGGUUGUCUUGCGAUAA